Messenger RNA from Labrus bergylta (ballan wrasse), 2029 nucleotides. Lineage: Eukaryota; Metazoa; Chordata; Actinopteri; Labriformes; Labridae. The record is from RefSeq and is a predicted model, not a curated record.
GCAGUCGUCUGCUCUCGUUGUUGUUAGGUAGGUUGUCAGGGGCAGCGCACCAACCAGUUAGCUAACACAGGAUUAAGGGAAUUCGGUGAAUGAUGACAUAUUUAUUUCUCCCGAGUAAACGACUGCCGACACGUCUACUUUUUCCGCUCGGGGCUGCCCUGCUCAUUUGGGUACAAGCGGCAGACGCGACAGCAUCAAUCAUCGAAACCGACAAGAGGUUUUCUGUCGGGUUUGCCCCGUAGCUGGCUAACAGUAAAGCUAAGUUGCUAACGCCCCGCAUCCAAGAUAAAACGAUAUCAAGUAAUAAACAUUGGCGGCAACAUUGCCUUGUAAAUAGACAUAUAUACACCCCCGUAUUCUUCGUGGUUGAUUCGGUGCGAGAAUGGAAGACGAACAGGAAAGUAUAAUAGAGCAGGAAGAAUAUGAAGACGGCGACAAACCAUUAUCAACACGUUACAGACCUCCCUUUCGCACCGCUCGGAUGCAAAUCCAGAGAAGUAAUGUCUGUUCUCGGGCUUAUUUCGUUGUGGUCAUGGUCUUCUUCCAUGUGUACAUCCUGAAUGUUAUCGGUCUGCUGCUUUACGUGCACUACAACAACGGCCCAGGUGAACUUGUCAGUGCAGACGGUGACACCUCAGCAGCGUCGGUCAGCCAGGGUGGGACACCCUUGCCCAGUCCUACCCCUGUCUCUGAAGAGCUUCAUGUGGAAGACCACAGUCAGAGUUUCAGUCUACCUCGAAUUGAGGGGAUACGGGUGGGUCACGUUCAGCAGGUGUCCCUUGUGCCAGACAGGAUGCACGAGAUGAAGACGAUCAGCCUGAAACCUCUGCUAUUUGAGAUCCCUGGCUUCCUGUCGGAGGAGGAGUGCCGUGUGGUGGUUCAGCUGGCUCAGCUCAAGGGUCUGAUGGAGAGCCAGACGACCACAACCAGCCAGGGACAAGAGGAGUCGAACCAGCCACUCCUUUCUCUAAGCACAGAAGAGGUCUUCAGCCUGUUGGACCUAAACCAGGACAGGCUGCUGCAAAAGCAGGAGAUUGAGAGUCACUCACGCUCUCGUGAUGGAACUUGGUUGAACCCAGACAACUUACGGCAGAUACUCACUGGUCUUGAAGCCUGCCCAACAGGGAUGCUAACCUUGGAGGACUUCAGGCGUGUUUACGACAUCUCCCAACACCCAGGACGACAGCGAAGAGGGAAGCUGCGCAGUCGAUUCAAACAGAGGAGCAAACAUACGUGGCUUUACCAAGGCCAAGGGUCCCACCACGUGCUUCACACACUCAGGAACAGAGUAACCAGUCUGACACGUCUGCCCUCUACUUUGGUUGAGCUGAGCGAGCCGCUGCAGGUGAUCCGCUAUGAGCACGGAGACUUCAGUAAUGCCCACCAUGACAGCAGCCCUUCUCAUUCAGAGACUACCUGUGCACACACACGACUGGCUGGAAACACGUCGGCUCUCACAGAGGUCUCCUGCAGGUACCUUACAAUGUUAUUCUACCUCAGCUCUGUAGAGGAGGGUGGUGAGACCACGUUUCCUGUGGCUGAUAACCGUACAUAUGAUGAGCAGGCACUGGUCCAGGAAGGCGUUGAUUUGAUAGACACCCAGGAGACAUGUGGCAGAGGGAACCUGAGAAUAAAACCUACUGCUGGGACCGCCCUCCUCUGGUACAACCAUCUCUCUGAUGGUAGAGGUUGGAUGGGAGAGCUGGAUGAAUAUUCCCUCCAUGGCGACUGCCCCAUCAGACAUGGAGUGAAGUGGGUGGCAAAUAACUGGGUGAAUGUGGACCCAGACAGCCAGCGGCAGGCCCGUUACCAGAGACUAGUUGCACAGAGGAAACAAGCUAAGCCGGGCAUGGAGGAGCAUUACCAACCGCUCUCACACAGCAACCUCCACCAGGAUCUAUAGCCUGGCCUACUUAAUACCAAGACCAGGUGACCACCACUUAAAAACCAUGUCACUCUUUCCUUCAUGACGUAGAUGGAUCUGACACACCACCUCCCCGUGUCUGAUAACUGUUGUUGAAUUCAAAAC